This is a messenger RNA of Stylophora pistillata, 4305 nucleotides long. Its product is annotated as putative ATP-dependent RNA helicase DDX43. NCBI's taxonomy places the organism in Eukaryota, Metazoa, Cnidaria, Anthozoa, Scleractinia, Pocilloporidae. Gene Ontology annotation, molecular function: ATP binding; RNA binding; zinc ion binding. The record is from RefSeq and is a predicted model, not a curated record.
GCGGCUCCGCGGUUGGUGUAGUAGGUUAAUUCAACGCUACUUUCAGGUUAAAUUUUCCACUUCUGCAGCUCCAACAAACAUCUGUUGCUGCGAAAAUGAGCGACUGGGAAGAAGACGCAGAUGAUUCCAGGAGCACUUCUCAGAAUGUGUAUAUUCCACCCAACAGGAGAGGAUGGUACAAUUCCUUUGACAAGAAUGUACAGGAAAAUCUUUCUGAUGGUAGGCGACCGGGCUUUGGACGAGGAAGAGCGAACCGAUUUGGAAAUGCAAGAGAGGAGUACUCAAGCGCAGGAAAGAGGAAUGGUUAUUCCGAGGGUGGGAGGUCUGGAGGCUUCAGUCGAGGAGAAAGCGGAUUUGGUCGCAAACAAAUCGCACGUGGCGGUCGCUCGUGGAGAGGCAGCAGUGAAGAUGACAGCUGGAAAAACAGGGAUCAUUCACGAGGAUAUGAACGUGAAAGAAAUAGUACUGAAAUUAUGGUGCCCUCAGAUGAUGUGCGCUAUAUUAUUGGCAAAGGUGGCCAAAAGAUAAAAGAAAUCCAGAGUGAAAGUGGAGCAUACAUUAAGGUGAAAAAGGAUGAUGCUACUUAUUCAGAGACUCCAGUAGAAAUUUCUGGCAGUGAGGACCAAAUAAAAAAAGCUAAAGAAAUGAUAGAACAGAUCGUCGGUCCAGAUACAUCACCAACAAACAACAUAGCAGGUCUAUCAAUUCAAAAUGGUACUCCAGAUGAAAGUUCCCAACCAGUUCAGCCCAACCGUAUUCCUUGGGCGAAGCUUCGUUCAGAACAGGAAGAAAUGGAAGCUGCAAAAUGGGCAGAUUUACCACCCAUCAAGAAAGUUUUCUAUAGAGAGCAACCAUCAGUUACAAACAUGGCUGAUGAAGAAGUGGAGAAAUUUAGAUUGGAUAAUAAUAAAAUAAUGGUAGAAAAUUAUGGAGAAUCUGUUCAAGACCGAAGUCUUCCAAACCCUGUUACAACAUUCGCAGAAGCUUAUGCUGAUUAUCCUGAAAUCAUGGAAGAAAUGAAGAAAGCAGGAUUUGUUAGACCAUCACCUAUUCAGUGCCAGUCCUGGCCAGUAAUCAUGUCAGGGAUGGACUUGAUAGGGAUUGCUCAGACAGGUACAGGAAAGACAUUGGCCUUUCUGCUCCCUGCUUUUCUUCAUAUUGAUGGACAAGAAACGCCUCGUAAUAAAAGAGGUGGUCCAACUGUCUUAGUUCUGUCACCCACUCGUGAACUUGCUUUGCAAAUUGAAGCAGAAGUCAAGAAAUUUCAUUACAGAGGAAUAAAAAGUGUCUGUGUUUAUGGAGGAGGAAGCAGAAAAGGACAGAUUCAAGUGGUCCAGAAAGGAGUAGAGAUUGUCAUAGCAACUCCUGGUCGAUUAAAUGAUCUGCUUAUGAAUGAAAUUAUGGAUGUCAGAAGUGUCACAUAUCUGGUGCUUGACGAGGCGGACCGUAUGCUUGAUAUGGGAUUUGAACCAGAGAUCAGGAAAAUAUUACUUGAUAUCAGACCGGACAGGCAGACGAUAAUGACAAGUGCAACGUGGCCUAAAAGUGUCCAGAGAAUGGCUGACCAGUACAUGAACGAUCCAGUGAGAGUGUUUGUAGGAUCACUGGAUUUGAAUGCUUGUCACAAUGUCACACAGCUAGUUGAGGUUUUGGAUCCUGCCGAAAAGAAAGAAAGGACGCUUCACUUUAUAUCGCAAAUGACUGAAAAUGACAAAGUGUUGGUUUUCGUGGGAAAGAAAAUAAAAGCCGAUGACAUUGCGAGUGACUUCAUGUUGUCUGGAAUUCAAGGAGUUCAGUGCAUACAUGGCGACAGAGAACAAAUCGAUCGCGAGCAAGCAUUGGAUGAUUUCAAGACAGGUGUGGCAAAAAUCCUUAUUGCAACAGACGUAGCUUCCAGGGGAUUGGACAUUCGUGGUGUGACGUGUGUGUUAAAUUAUGACUUCCCAAGAAACAUUGAGGACUACGUCCAUCGUAUUGGUCGCACAGGAAGGGCAGGUAAAAAGGGUACUUCGCUUACCUUUGUGACACGAGAGGAUUGGAGAAUGGCUCAUAAACUCAUCAAUAUUAUGGUGGAAGCCAAUCAGGAAGUUCCCGAUGAAUUAGCAGACAUGGCGCAACGCUAUGAAGAAUUCCGUGAACGCAGUGGUUACAACGACGACAAGGGGGAGAGAAGAGGUGGAGGACGAGGCGGUGGCGGUUGUUACAACUGUGGCGGGAGUGGCCAUUUUGCUCGAGAAUGUCCCAAGGGAGGGGGUGAGAGACGAGAAAGAGGACGAAGGGGCGGUGGGGGAGGAAGGGGAGGAAUGGGAGGGCGGGGUCGGCGAGAACAGCGUGACGAUUAUUGGGAACAGGGAUACGGAUUUUGGUAAAGGGUGUAUGCCUUAUGAGACUUACCUUCAGUUCCCCUCGUGAUGAAACGGUACGGGGUCAAAGCAAUGGUUAAAAGAUGACAGCUGCUUGUCCCAGUUCAAUGUGAUUUGGGGAUAUGCUCCCACGCUCCCCCACUGGUGAAAUGGUACGGGGUCAGUGAAAUGGCGAAAAGACGUCAGUGGUUGGUCAUAGUGUAAAAAUUAUUUUGUGGUAUGGAUUGUUGAUGAAUCUCGAGCCAAAACCUGCAUUACCCCGUUUUCAGUCCGUUAAAGAUUUUUCAUCGUUCCAUCGUUGAAUUGCGGUUUCCCACCUUAUACUCCAAAUUUAGUAGCGUUUAACAGAGUUGAAAAUUACUUUAUAUUGAGAUAAUUGUUAUUUAAAAGACGUGACUCGAGUUCGACAACUUUGGUUUCCAGCCUUGUUAUCUUCAGAAUUCAGUCUCGUUUUUUUUUCGGCACCAUUUAUACAAUUUGAAUUUGUUAUGAAAGAAAAAAAAGUGAUAACACUUUGAACUAAUUUUUCAAUAUUGCAGCGUUCGUAUUAGCGCUCGUGUUGAUGGGAGUGUUCGAUAUGAUAAAUGUAGCGCAGGCACAAAGGGUGAUAAAGGAAUAUUUUUUGGCUAUUUCUGUUGCAAAAUUCCAAGUCCAUUUACAUCACCGUACUUUGGACCAAACUGGAAUUGGAGAUUUGUGGUUAUAUGGAACGAAUAAUGGCUCAAGGAAAGACCCCAUGGCAUCUGCUAAUGUGUUAACUUUCGAUUAUGACUCUAAAAAGAUAGUUUUAAAGCGGUGCUAGCCUCCAGAGCACGCGUAAUUUUGGCGAGCGAGUGCACAGUGCGAAGAAUGCCCGCCAUUUUUUAUUUCAAUGGAAGCGGAAGGCUGGGGGGAGAAAGUAAUUUGUACCGAGCGGGUGGCUGACAGUCAAAAAUAAGGAGAGGGGCUGGGGUGGGGAGUGUAAACUUGCCCCACCCCAUGUCACCGCCGUCCACUCUGACUUUAAAUCAAACAUGGCGUUCGGAUAAACGCUCACGAGCGUCUAACCUUAACUCGCUCCAAUAAGACGCGUGCACUGUAGGCUAAAGCGGCGCAAAAGUAUGUUAUUUGUUGGAUAUCGUGAUCAGUGACAUUUUGAAUUUGAUAAAGAGACAAUGUCGUUAACUAUUGGAUGAACAGCUGUUUGACAAAAAUUCAGUUUGACCCGUUCGACCACGGAGAAAACUUAUUGUUGAGGCAAUUUUUUUUUUUUUUUAAGUAAGUUAGGUUGCUGCUUAUUGAUUUAACAAUCUCCCGAGCAGGGCUUGAUUCUGCGACUGUUUUUCCACGCCGUACAGUCAAGUGCUCUAGUUGGCCUGUGAUGGUUAUUGUUAUUUUAGACAGGUUCAAUUUAGUGAGAAUCAGUCUCGAGGGGGAUCUAGUUUUAAUGUUACUCGGGAUUACAAGAUGAUUAAGUACGAUUUAUGAGGGUUUGUUAUAUUAUCUAAGGAGAGAGACGAAGACUUAGUUUUUUUAUAAAAGGAUAUUUGAAAUUGACAAAUGUGUAUUUAUUUACGGUCAAGGCAAAAGCAUUACUUAAGUGUCCGUUUGAUUGGUCUCAACAAGCAUAACAUCAAAACAAAGAAAUUGUUUUGGGACUGGUAAUUUAAAGUUUUGUUGUUGUUUAGGAAACGCGCAUUUCAAGCCGUCUUAAAUUUAAUGUUACGGUUUACCUCAAUGUUGAUUUUUUUUUUUUUUCGUGUAUGUGUGAAGUCAAACUGACCUUGCAGUUUACCGUGGAAAUUAGUAAUUUUAUCGCAAACAAUCCAUCUACAAAGAAACUUGAAGUCCAAUGAUGGUCCAAAAACCGUGGUUCAAGUGAGAGGUUGGAAUACAGCGAGCCAUGAAGCUAGAGACCACCGUGUUUCUCUGUUGGUGAAGAUCAAAGCUAAAAAAAUUACGA